GAAACACAUUGAACAAAAGCACAAGAAAAGACAUUGAGAAAAUGGCAUUGCUACCUUUCAAGGGUGGUGCUGUAGAAUAAAGAAACGAAAGUUGUUGUUUAUGCGUACGCAUUGGCUGCCGUGUGAGAAGAGAUUUUUUUGCAGAUUAGAACAAAGGUGCAAAUUUAGACAUGCCAGUUCCUUAAAAAGACUAGCAAUUUACAAUUUUCCAGGAAUCCACGUCAAAUGCAUGUAUUCCCUCCACUCCACUGACUCUGAAGAUAAUGCAUACGGUGUGCAUCGCGGUCUCGACAAAUGUGCUGAACUGUUGAUGAAUAUUCUUGAAAUUCAAUCUGAAGAAAAAGAAAUGAAGAGAACGACUGUGAAUAGCACAGUCAAACCCACAAAAUUAUCAAAAAACAGAAAGAAAUCAACAAAGUCUUCAUCUAAAAAUACGGCACCAAAAAAAAUCAUAAAUGUUCCAACUGAAAGAGAUCCAGCAAGAACCUUCGAGGGAAAAACGGCAUUUAACGAAAGGUUGGUUGCGUCCACGCCACUCCUCUCCGCUGACCAGCGGAAACAGCUUGAAGACCUUCAGAGGCGAGAGAAGGAUCUAAAGGAACAAAUACAGAUCAUACAGGAGGAAUAUGAACACUUAGGGCAACAACUACCGAUCACCGAGUCGGAACUUGUCGGAACAUUUGAUUCUCGUGAUACGUCAAGCAAACCUCGAGAUACUGGAGUGAAGUCAUCCGAUAGAAGAAAUCUGGAUUUCUGUCGCAAUGCAGAAAAACCGUUUGUGGACGACGCUCCUGCUUUACGCGAAGGAACGAAACUUCGUUCAAAAGACAACCGUACAGUGGUAUCUUCGUCGAACGAUAGGACUGGUAAAGUUGGAAAACAGAGAAAGUUCAAUUUUCCGACAGGGUGCAAGAGAAUUCCUUAGGAAAACGUAGUUACGAUGAGCUUCACUCAGUUCCAAAACACUCUCCGACUGAGGCUAAACAAACAUGCGAUUUACAUCAAGAAGAUGGAGCAAUUGUCGGCGAUGAUUUCAAAUUUGCUGUUUCCGACAUUAAACGGGAUGACUUCAAUGAAGAAAUGGUCGAACAGCAAGAUAAUGUUCCCACUCAUUCACCACAAAAGUUCACAGAUCAUUUGAGAAUCGCUUCUCAUCUAGUUGAUCAACUGCGUGCCGUCCUAGAGAUCUCAGAUGACGGCGAAGUUCAUCGACUGCUGAAGGAGAUUGAGCAUGAGUUGAUGGUGUUGUCCGUGUUGCCCAGUCCCCCUUGCAAGGAAAAUUCUUCACCGCGGGAGAUAAAGACAACGAAAAAGAAACUACGUGGUGUCGAUAUCGAUUUGGCUUUACAACCGUUACGAUCUGAGAACUGUGAUCUACGAAGAAAACUACGUCUUGCAAACCAGAAAAUGAAAGAUCUUCAAGAACAGAUUGAUAAAACCAAUAAAUUCACACAAGAUGCUGCAAGAGACGAAGGAAUUUUAGAGAAACUACACCGGGAAUUGUUUUUGGAAAAAGAAAACGUCAUUGCUGUAAAGCGACAAAAGGAGCAUGCUGAAAAGCUUAUCUUACAAACACAGAAUGAAAACUCCAAUCUUGAGGAGGAAAUUACAAAUAAGGAUGAUGAAAUUGCGUCACUUCAAAAUGAGCUUAGAAAUCUAAGAAGUAAAAUAUCUUCAGAAGCUGAUGUUCUUGCCAAACAGCAACUGAACUCCUUGGAGAUGACGGUGCAAACCAAAAAUAAACAAAUGGCUUUACUGAAUCUUGCCAUUAAACAACGAGAUGGCGAAAUCGAAAGGCUUACGGUGCUCACGAGAGGUUUACAGCAAUCGUUAACAAGAGUUUUGAGCAAUGUUCAAGAUCUUCGUCCAGAUGAUAUUCUUAGUGAUGUCUCAAUGUUAUCUGCAUUUGAUUCAUGGAAACCUUCGGGGAGAAAUCAUUUAGCGCCAAGUAACGUACCACAGAGUACAUCAACGUACCCAUUCAUCCCUCCAUCGAAAAACGUCGCUCAACCAGAUGUGAACUUCAACAUUCAGGAUCUCGGCCUUGCGUGUAACCGUGAGUACACCUCCCCAAGCAGGGUAUAUCGUAGGAUGUCUGUGGAUAGUAUUGCCAACGAUGAAGCAGAUACUAUUAUGUCUGUAUCAUCAACGGAUGAAGCGACUUUCAAACAGGAUCUUGCCAAUCUUGACUCCAUGAUUACGCGUCUUCAAAAUAGUUUGAAAAGAAAAUGAAGAUACGUUAAACAUAUUUCAAUGAGAAGCGUUAAGCUAUCCUCCCUUACCGUCCGGAAAUUACGAUCUUUUUUUAUUUGAAGCCCUAAACUUUACCCGUCCUGGCAUUGCGAUGAAUUUUAUGUGAAGCGUUCAACUAUCCCCCCGUCCUUGCAUUAAAAUAUAUUUUUAUGAGAAACGUUAAAAUCUCCCCUCCCCCCUUUCUUGUUGACUUCAAAGCAUCUAAAAUAUUGUAAAUUUGUAUCUGCAAAGUGUGUCCACACACCCAACUACAAUUUGAAACAUAAAAUAUCCGACAUUGCAAUAUUCCAUAAGAAGCGUCAAACUCCGCCUUCUCUUCUACCUUACCUUUAGUUACGUGUAUGAUUUUGUAACUGCAAAUUGUAUCCACACUCCGCCGAUCCGCGUCGCCGCUUGCAGCUAACUUACAUGUUCAUAAAAAUGGCUUAAAACAAAACUACAAUAAUCUAUAAGUGUAAGAAAAAUGUAGAAAUUAUCUUUUUGAGAUUUUAACCAAACGGAUGGAAGUAUUAGUCGAA
Molecule: messenger RNA, 2771 nt
Organism: Xenia sp. Carnegie-2017
Lineage: Eukaryota; Metazoa; Cnidaria; Anthozoa; Malacalcyonacea; Xeniidae
Product: coiled-coil domain-containing protein 14-like
Exons: 13
Coding region: 1081-2232 (383 amino acids)
Biological process (GO): protein localization to centrosome
Cellular component (GO): centriolar satellite
Source: RefSeq, a predicted model, not a curated record